This is a messenger RNA of Botrytis sinoallii, 1149 nucleotides long. RefSeq lists its product as uncharacterized. Gene Ontology annotation, molecular function: protein binding. NCBI's taxonomy places the organism in Eukaryota, Fungi, Ascomycota, Leotiomycetes, Helotiales, Sclerotiniaceae. The record is from RefSeq and is a predicted model, not a curated record. Bases 1 to 1149 code for a protein of 382 amino acids. The transcript has a single exon.
AUGAAUCCUCUUCGAAAGCUCCUUGUCCUAUUCCGAAAGCCUCAAAAACCCACUCCUGCACCGCGACCCGAUGCCUUAUCGUCUUCCAUUCUAAAAGCGCGACCCGAUGCCUUACUAUCUUCCACCCUAAAACAUAUACCAGUAGACAUCCUCUUCCAUAUCAUGGGCUUUCUCCCUCUCGAAUCCGCAGUAAUUUUUUCCCUUUCCUGUCGACAACUCAAAGAAAAACUCGGAGGUGAAUACUUCUCAAGAAUCGCUUCCUCAAAUGAACACACACUUGCACUCUUGAAUCUUAUAGUCCUCGAUCUACCAAACUGCGUUGCUUGUUCUGCCUGCAAUCGACUGCACAAUAUGGAAAAUUUGCUCAGAUAUUGCUAUAUAACCUACAGUGCUGGGAGUACAACACGUCGGUUCGAUGGGUUGCGUCUUCCAGCUUGUGUGUCUGAGGAUUGGGGGAGAUGUAGUAGUAUAGUUAGUACUCUUUUUGGUUCGACUGCGGUCAAGAUGGCUUUGAAAAGAGCGCAUCAGAAUCCCGCGUGUACGGAACUGGCGACGAUGAUGUCCAGUCCGAGCGUGAGGAUGAUUGACUGGGAAAAGUAUGUACGACAAUAUAGAGAAGAAUGUCGUAUUGUUCAAGGGCAUCUGAUGCAUCGGUUGCAAAGUGUAUUCAUUUCUGAUGGCGGUGAAAAACACACUGCGUUUCGAAGUUACUUCUCUCCAGCAGAGACGAUAUGUACGCAUAUUAGAUUAUCGCCCCGUUCUUUCUUGGAUGCUGUCGGUUUUGGGGUGAUGAGAUGUGAGAGAUGUCCUACGGAAUACAGGAUUGAUAUUGUGUAUUGCGAAGGUCUUGGAUGGGGAAGAUUCUACACUAGAUGGAUGGACUUGGGAUCUGAGCCGCAAGGGGAAUUGUGGAGUCAACAUCUUCCGCCGACAGAAGAAACGCAGAGAAGACUACUGAGAAAUCUGCUGGAAUGGAGAGUUGGCGUUAAGACUGACAAGACAGCUCAAGAUGAAGUAAAGGUUCCACCAAAGGCUGGAGAGUUAUGUUCUGCUUUCGAGGGUGGUGAGGACUUCAAAUUCGACUCACUCUUGACACCGGAGAAUCAAGCCGAGUUCUUGCAAUUCAGAGAGCUGUACUGCAGAAAGUAA